AUGAAAGGUCUGAAAGGCAAAUUCAACAAAAAGCAACUUUUUAAGCGUUCAGGCUCAGACAAAUAUGCUGAGACCAGCACUUUCCAGUUCAGCAGAGGGUCCUGCCAUACUUUUAAAGUGUACGGACCUGAAAUCGGGGACAUCAAGAACAUCAUUCUAGAGCAUGACGGCCUCGAGAAACAGCAGGCAUGGUAUGUAGAAGAGGUGUCUGUCAUCAACACAGUCAGAGAUAAGAGCUGGUGCUUCCCAUGCCAAAGCUGGUUGUCUCUGUUCCACACUGACUGCCAGCUGAGUCGCACAUUCACCCCAGCAGGAAAGACUGACCUUGCUCUGGCAGGCAAAACCCAUCCUAAAAGCACAGAGGAUCGAGAGAGCGAGAGGAAAGCCAAGCUAUCCCAAGCUGCCCUGUUAUGUCAGGGUGAGAAGUCAGGCCCAUGCGUCCUAGCUUGUCCCUUCCUGAAAAAAAACAAACAUGAUGAGGAGAUUGAAGAAGACGACGUAGAGGAAAGGCAGUCAAAGCCGAAAAGUAAGAGCAAAGCCGUUGCCAACGGAGGCACUCGCGAGGGCAAAAAGUCCAGAAACACAGAGGAAUCCGAGAUCCCGGAAAACGUCAAACCAAAGACAAAAAAAAAGGGUGAGGCCAACGGAAAAUUAAAACAAAAGAAGAAAUCAGAAGAAGAUCAUGAGGAAGAUGAUGAAGUGAUAGGCAAUGAUGUCAAGAGCCGAAAGGAGAAGAAUAAUAAUGACAUAAAGACAAAGGACAAGAAGAAGAAAGCAAAAGAACUGUCUGAAGACGAAAGUGUGAAGGAAGAAGUCAGCGAAAAAAAGAAAAAGAAAUCAACCUCGACUGAGAAGGAAGACAUGGGUUCGAAAGACAAGAGGUUGAAGGAAGGCAGAAAGAAGCACAAGAAGAAGCCUUCUGAAGAGGAAGAGGAGAUACCGGAGGCAGAGGAGGAUCCCAAAAAGAAGAAAAAGGGUAAAAAAUCCAAGAAAGGUUCAGCAGGGAGUGACGAGGAAAAGACAGACAAAAAGAAAGGGAAAGGCAAGAAAUCCAAGAAGCAAGUUGACUACAGUGAGAUUUAUGAGCAGGAGCUGAAGAACUACAACACAGACUCCUCUGAUGGGUGUGAGGAUGAGUAUCACAAGAGAAAAGUUUACGAGGUGGUCACAAUCACAGGAGAUGUCCGAGGAGCAGGAACCGAUGCCAACAUUUUUGUCACUCUCUUUGGAGAAUAUGGGAUCACGCCCAAAGUGCACCUUGCCAGCAAGAGCAGAACAGCUUUUGAAAAGAACAAAACAGAUGUGUUCAGGAUCAAAACAAACAAUGUUGGGCAAAUAACAAAAAUAAGGAUCGAGCAUGAUAACACUGGGAUGAAUGCGAGCUGGUUCCUUGACAGGGUGGUGGUCACGGACAUGAAUAGACCCCACCUCCGUUAUUAUUUCCCUUGUAACAACUGGCUCAGCAGAGAGGAGGGGGAUGGACUCUACGUGAGAGACCUGUUGGGCAGCCUCAACCCUAUGGAUGUACCAAAACUCAACAAGUAUAUUGUUAGUGUAUUCACUGCAGACAUUAAGGGCAGUGGUACAGAUGCAGAUGUUUUCCUAAAUAUAUUUGGCGAAAAUGGAGAUACGGGUGAAAGAAGGCUCGACAAUGACAAAAACAACUUUGAACGGGGGUCUGAGGACAAGUUUACUAUUGAGGCUCCCAAUUUGGGACGGUUGAGGAAGAUCACCAUUGGCCACAACAACAAGGGCUCCUCCGCUGGCUGGUUUCUCGACAAGGUGAUAGUUGAUGAUAUGGGCAAUAAAGCUGUGUAUGAGUUCCCUGUGAACCGUUGGUUUGCAAUGGAUGAAGAUGAUGGCAAAAUCCAACGGGACAUCCUGGUGGGAGGCAGCCAGGCCACAGGUAUUGUUUACAACGUCUCUGUGGUGACUGGCAAAGUCAGAGGUGCUGGCACCAACUCCAAGGUUCAUAUUAUCAUGCACGGCUCCAAGGGCAUCAAGAACAGUGGGAAGAUCUUCCUGGAGGGGGGACAGUUUGAGCGGGGGCUGACAGACAUCUUCAAUGUGGAGAUUGCUGCUCUGCUCAGCCCCCUUAGCAGAGUCACCAUCGGGCAUGACAACAACGGGGUCAGCUCGGGAUGGUUCUGUGAAAAGGUGAUAGUGUACUGUCCAUUCACUGGCAUUGAACAGACUUUCCCAUGUGAUAAAUGGCUGGAUGAAGACGAGGGAGAUGGGCUGAUUGAAAGGGAGCUCUAUGAAAUGGUGUCCCUCCGGCAGAAGAAACAGAAAAAACAACCAUGGUCACUGUGGAUCUGGACCAGUGACAUCAAGAAUGCGGGGAGCGAUGCCAAUGUCUUCCUUCAGAUUUAUGGGGAGAGGGGGAAAUCGGAUGAAAUGAGACUAGACAACAACUCAGAUAACUUUGAAACUGGUCAAACAGACAAGUUCAUGAUUGAACUUCCUGAUUUGGGAGCUCUUUUCAAACUUAGAAUUUGGCAUGAAAAAAGAAACCCGUUUGCAGGCUGGCAUUUAAAUAAGGUCACCUUGUUGAAGACACUGUCAAAGGAGAAGUACACAUUUAACUGUGGCCGAUGGCUGGAUAUGAAUGAAGAUGACAAUGAGAUUAUCAGGGAGCUGCCAGCAGAAGGAGUACUAGUUAAAAAACCUCUGCCAAUUGUGAAGUACAGAAUCACCAUCUACACAGGAACCAAGAGCGGGAGCGGCACAGACGCCUCUGUCUUUAUUUGUCUCAUUGGUGACAUGGGAGACACAGGAGAGCGGGUCUUGUACGCCAGCAAGAAUAAUGUCAAUAAAUUUGAAAGCGGAAAUGCAGAUGAGUUCCUUAUCGAGGCGGUGUCUUUGAAGCAGGUGAGGCGAGUGAGGAUCGGGCACAACGGCAGAGGUGGUGGCUGUGGCUGGUUCCUGGAUAAAGUGGUAGUAAGGGAGGAAGGACAGCCAGAAACACAGGCCGUCGAAUUCCCUUGCAACAGGUGGCUUGACAGGAAUGAAGAUGAUGGUCAGAUCGUUCGAGAGCUAGUGCCAGCUGGAGAAGCACCAAUGCUUAGAAACAUCAGUUACCACAUUGCGGUGAAGACAGGCAAUAUUCCAGGUGCCAGCUCAGACUCCAAGGUGUUUGUCAAGCUCUACGGAGAGAAGGGGGACACUAACAAACAGCUCCUGGUGGUCUCUGACAAUGACCUGCACAAUUACUUUGAAACAGGACAUACUGAUAUUUUCACAAUUGACACUGUGGAUAUUGGAAAGAUCAACCGGCUCCUGAUUGGACACAACAACGAAGGCUUGCGUGCUGGUUGGUUCCUUGACAGUGUUCAAAUUAAGGUGCCUCUCCACGGGAAGCAGUACAUGUUCCCCUGUCAUCGCUGGCUCUGCAAAGACGAGGCUGAUGGGAAGGUGGAGGUGGAGAUCUACCCCAGCGAAAUACUGGACAUUGAAAAAUUGGAUAACUAUGAAAUUACAGUGCACACUGGCAACGUUCGGGCUGCCGGCACUAACGCCAGUGUCUUCAUCCAGAUUUAUGGGGAGAAAGGAAAAACAGAGUUAAUCAGCCUUCAGAACAGAUCGAACAACUUUGAACGAGGAUCAACAGAAGUGUUUAAGGUGGAAGCCGCAGGCGUUGGCAAGCUCUUUAAGAUUCGGAUCGGCCACAAUGGGAAGGGUGCUAUGGACGGCUGGUACCUGGAGUCAGUCAUCAUCAAGCACCUCACCACCUCGAUAAUGGAUGAGGGUGAUGGGGAGCUGGUGGUGGAGCUGCUGCCAGAGGACAGUGAAGACCUGGAAGAGAACACCUACGAGGUCCAUGUGUUCACAGGGAGUGUGUUGGGUGCUGGAACAGAUGCCAAUGUGUAUAUUAAUGUGUAUGGAGAAAUGGGAGACACAGGAGAGCGGCACCUGAAGAAGUCGAAUAACCUCAAUAAGUUUGAGAAAGGACAGGAAGAUAUAUUUAUAAUCCCAGCUACUGAUCUGGGGCUGUUGAAGAAGCUGCGAAUUCGCCAUGACAACUCUCAUGCACAAGCUGCCUGGUUCCUAGACAGAGUGGAAAUUAUAGAUGGCAAGGAUGACACUACGUACUAUUUCCCAUGUGAGCGGUGGUUAGCUACUGAUGAAGAUGAUGGGCAGAUAGCCCGAGAGCUGGUUCCUGUAGAUGAGGCAUUUAUGAAAAAGAACUCAGACAGCGACAAGCAGUCUCAGGCUACUCUCGGACUGGAGCAGAAAGCUCAAUCUACAACCUACACUGUGACAGUCAAAACUGGAGACAAAAAGUAUGCUGGAACAGAUGCUAAUGUGUUCAUUACCCUGUAUGGCGAUAAGGAUGACACAGGAAUUGUUAACCUCAAAGCUUCUAAGACUUACAAGAACAAGUUUGAGCGAGGGCAGAUUGAUGAGUUCACUGUGGAGGCUGUGGAUAUUGGGAUGCUGAAAAAGAUACGAAUCGGGCAUGACUGUCAGGGCAACUCGUCGGGCUGGUUUCUGGACUGGGUGGAGAUUGACGCUCCUUCACUGGGUCAAAAGCUGCGCUUCCCCUGCGGGCGCUGGCUGGACAAAGCAGAGGAUGAUGGAGCGACUGAGAGGGAUCUCUUUCCUGCAAACCUCCAGACUCAGGAGUACAUUCCAUUUGUGCCUUACGAGAUCACCACAUACACUAGUGAUAUAUAUGGUGCCGGGACAGAUGCUGAUGUUUUCAUUGCCCUCUAUGGGAGAGACAGCAUCUGCACUCAGCAGAAAUCACUGUGUGUCAACAAGAGAGAAAGGCGCAUGUACUUUGAGCGAGGCGCAGCUGAUAAGUUUAUUGUAGAGCUGGAGGAUGUUGGUGAUGUUAUUGAAAAGAUCAGAAUCGGACACGACGGGAAGGGAAUCAACUCUGGCUGGCACUUAGACAGAGUGGAAAUCAGGAGACUUCUGCCUAAGGGAAAAGGAUCAGAGACAGUAAUCUUCCCCUGUGAACGCUGGCUUGCUAAAUCCGAAGAUGAUGGGGAGAUUGUGCGGGAGUUAGUGCCAUCAGAAAUCAUCCAGGAGAAGCUGCUGAGGGAUGGGACGCUGAAGCGUACCGAAAGCAUUGUGGAGGAUGCCCUGGAGACCCACACGUACACAGUGUCUGUGUACACUGGGGAUGUGUACGGCGCUGGCACUGAUGCCAAUGUUUUCCUCACCAUCUAUGGAGAUCUGGGAGACACUGGAGAGAGGAAACUCAGCAAGUCUGAAACCAACUCCAACAAGUUCGAAAGAGGACAGGUUGAUAAGUUUACAAUUGAAGCAGUGGAUCUGGGGCAGAUUUACAAGUUAAAUAUCCGCCAUGACAACACCAUGAUGAAUGCCGACUGGUACUUGGAGCAGGUGGAGAUUAUGGAUAGGGACACAGAGGAGACGUACUUAUUCCAGUGUGAGCGCUGGCUCUCCAAGAACAAGGAAGACAAGAAGAUUGAGAGGAUUCUUUAUGUUAAGGGCUAUGAUGGAGAUCGGAGCAGCCUCAACAGCUCAAAAAAGAGUUUGAAAGACUCCUCUCUGAGCCUGAAGACUCUGGGCAGCAACAUGAACAAAAAGAACAAGAGGAAGAACAUCCUGGAUGAAAUCGUAGAGGAGGGGGCCACGAUUUCUUACCACAUUACUAUAUCGACUGGUUCAGAGCGGGAUUCUGGCACAACCAGUCGCGCAUACAUCAUCAUCAUGGGAUCCCACCAGGUUCAAACAGCCCGACUCUGGCUGGAUCUCCCGGAGGACAAAACGGGCUUUGCCCCAGGAUCCAUGGAGAAAUUCCAGGUGGAGGGAGCAGAUGUGGGAGAGAUCAAGAAAAUUGAGCUAGGUCAUGAUGGGGCCACUCCAGAGAGCUGCUGGCUAGUUGAAGAGCUAGCCGUUGCCGUGCCGACCAAAGGUGUCAUGUAUAUUUUCCAAUGCAAAUGCUGGCUUGCCAAAGACAGAGGGGAUGGUCUCACAGCUCGCAUUUUCAGUAUACUUGAUGCUGACAGCAUCAACAUUGGACAAAAGGUCCUUUAUAAGGUAACGGUUGUCACUGGAGACACUCAGAAUGCUGGGACUGAUGCCAACAUUUACUUGUUAGUAUUUGGAGCCAAUGGGACUACAGAGGAGAUCCUGCUCUGCAAAAAUGGAAACAGGUUUGAAAGAGGUCAAGAAGACACCUUUGCUAUGGAGAUUGAUGAUGUUGCUCCUCUAAGGAAGAUACGAAUACGCAUAGAUGGAAAAGGAAGCCGCCCUGACUGGUUCUUGAAUAAGAUCAUUAUGCAGAAUAUGAGCACCCAGGAGGUUUCUGUUUUCACCUACAAUGAGUGGCUCUCAAAGACACGAGGACCCAAGAGAACCACGGUGUGCGAGUUGGCAGCAGUGGUUGAUGAUGAGGAAAUGGUGGAGAAAACCACAUACACCAUCAUGGUGAAAACCAGCGACAUAUCAGGGGCUGGUACCGAUGCCAAUGUCUAUAUCAUUGUGUUUGGAGAAAACGGGGACACGGGCACAAUCCCACUGAAAGAAUGCAACAACACCAACAAGUUUGAGAGGAAACAAAUGGACGUCUUUAAGUUCCCAGAAAUGCUGAGUCUGGGAGAGCUCUCCAAGGUCAGAGUAUGGCAUGACAAUAAAGGUGCUUCAGCAGGCUGGCACUUGGAGUUCAUCGAAGUGAAGGAUGAAACGAUGGAUAAAACAUUCCGGUUCCACUGCGAUCGUUGGCUAGCGAAGAAUGAAGAUGAUGGGCAGAUCAUACGGGAACUGCCCUGUGCAAAUAACGAUGUUCUAGACUUCACAGAAAGAACAAAGUAUGACAUUCUUACAGUAACAAGUGACAUGGAUGAUGCAGACACAAAGGAAAAUGUUUGGAUUGUGUUGGAAGGGAAUAAGGGCAGAUCCAAAGAGUUCCUGCUGGAGAAUUCAACCAAGAAAAAGAGGUUCUUAAGGGGGGCUACUGACAAAUUUGAUUUUUCCUCGAAAAAUGUUGGUGAUAUUGCCAACAUCUGUCUUGGCCACUGUCCAAAAGAAGGAAAGAAAUUUACAUCGAGAAAUGAUGCUUACUGGCAUGUGGAAGAAAUCAUUGUCACAGAGCGGGAGCUUGGAAACAAAUACAUUUUCCGGUGUAAUGCAAAAAUACCAUUGUCGGCCAAGAGGGAUGACUUCUUGAGUUUUGAGUGUGCCAAGGCGGUGGAGAGCUUUGCCAGCAAGGCCCGGAGCCUGGUUCCCGUCAAGUACGAGAUCAUCGUCAUUACAGGAGGUGAAAAGGGGGCCGGAACUGACGCCAAUGUCUUCAUCACUAUUUACGGCUCCAAUGGCGACUCUGGCAAGCGGGCGCUGCAGCAGAAGUUCCGGAACCUCUUUGAACGCGGACGAACUGACCGUUUCAUAGUAGAGAUGCUGGACUUGGGGGAAAUCCACAAAGUCAAAGUUGAACAUGAUAACAGUAGCAUGAGUCCGGGAUGGUUAUUGGACAGGGUGGAGAUCACCAAUACUGCCACGGGCGUCACUACCCUUUUCCUUUGUGGCAAAUGGUUGGACAAGAAGAAAGGUGACGGACAGACUUGGAGAGUGCUGUACCCGAAAUAGUAAAGAAUUUAAUUUAGUUUUUUUUUUACAGUAGUUAAAGCCUCUCCAUAUAAUUUGGCAAAUUCCAUUUACUUACAAAUAUGUAUUUUUUUUUUACAUUUAGUUCAAAACAGGACCUCAUGAGAACAGAAAGACGCCGGGAAGGCUGAGCAUGUCACAUUAUAUAUUUUUAUCCCACUGCACUCUUUAAAAAUGUUAUGUAGUACAAAAAUGCCUGUAAGAUGUUUCUAAAAUGCAAAACACACUGAAAAAAAAGUAAUUGGAACAGAAGCUUUUGUGAUAAACUUACAUACAAAGAACAGCCUAAAUUGACAGCUAAAUCACAGUUCAAUAAACUAACAUUUUGAAAUAGCGACUUUUCCAGUAAGUCAAGUAAUGAAUCAACUUUUUUUCCCUUCAAAAUUCAUGGGGAAAACUGUGUUUAUAACAUGCUUUUAAUACAAACAAGAUGUAUGGUAAAAUGCACUUUUUUCUAACAAAAAAGUUUAUCUAGCAAUCUGUUUGGAUUAGUUUCUAUUUUUAUAAAGACAUUUUCACAUUUGGUUUCAUAUACCAGGUGCCUUAUUUUGAUUAAGCCCAGUUUUAUAUAUUAACAAUACAGUUGCAGGUGUGUUAUGCUCCAGUAAUGUCAAUGCAUUGAGCCAAUUAUUUUGAUAGAAUUUCAAGCAAAAACCAUUAGAAAAGUUUUGAAAAUAAAUUCCUAUACUUUAAAAUCAUGCAAACUAAUUUAAAUCCUGCCUUAAUAUAUCUUAAACAAUUUAUUACUUGGCAAUUUAUUUUUGUACUGAUUUCACCAGGGCUUUGAAUUGCUGCAGUGCAAUAGCACACUCUUCUACCUCAGAGAGCAUGCUUGGAAUUACAGCAAUUAGUUAUAGGACCUAAAACAUUAAGUCCCCAAGAAGCUUACCUUUUAUAUAUCAAGAAAGACAUUUUUUGUGUAUGUAUAUUUAAAGAACUCUAAAUUAUGUUGUAAUGUAAUUUAGGUUUUGUAAGUUUAAAAUGUAUUUUUUUAAAUGAUUGUUCCAGACUUGUUUGCUUGAGGCAGCUAUUCUGUUAGGAGAAAUUAGUCCAUGCACAGGCAUAUCUUUCAAAUAACAUGGAGCACAAAACAGCAAGGAUAAAGUAUGUUGCAUUGCUCUCCCCAGGAUUCUGCCAUAUAUACUUUUACAUGAACUGCUCCAGCUAUUGGACAAGUGUAUUUCCUUUGAUAUGUCUGUUGAUUUCUGUGUAACCAUAUUUUUCCUCACUCUUUACCACACACAUGGUGGCUUGGUCACAAUUUGCAUAGAGUAUCCUUUUAGAUAAUGACAUUACUGAUGCACCCCGUACCUUUACAGACAGUGCCACAGGAAUAUGGAUGCAAUCGGUUAAGCUGGUCUAGUCAACAAAAGUACUAUGCAAUGUAUGACCUUAUUGUUCAAUAA
Molecule: messenger RNA, 8987 nt
Organism: Polyodon spathula (Mississippi paddlefish)
Lineage: Eukaryota; Metazoa; Chordata; Actinopteri; Acipenseriformes; Polyodontidae
Product: lipoxygenase homology domain-containing protein 1-like
Exons: 45
Coding region: 1-7563 (2520 amino acids)
Molecular function (GO): protein binding
Source: RefSeq, a predicted model, not a curated record